AUGGAUCUCCCCGAACGCUUUAAAGAGGACGAUGGGGAAGAGGAGGAUGCUUCGAAGUUGGAUGAGAACCAUCCUGAGGGUUUCGUGCAGCAGUCCAUGUACGGCAUCAUCGCCGCAGCGCAUGGGAAGGGGAAUUUCAAGAGCUCGUUGCAACGGCUUAGUGGGAGUGAGAGUGAGAGUGAGAGCGAGGAUGUCGAGUUAGGGAGUAAGGCAAAAGACAAGAGCAGGGUUGAGAGAAGGACAUCGAGUGAAGGCAGCGAUGGCAAAGCAACCCCUCGGCCCGGUCACCGCAAGAACAAGAUGUCGGAGAGUAUACGCUCGCUGUUGAAGCCGAUCCGGGAACGCAGCGAUUCUACGGCCCAGGACCCGAUGUCUCAGUCUCAGCUCCUGCCGCCGAAAGGCACUGCUUCCGAGGAGGCCGAUCGUCCUGCAACAGCCAUCCGGCAUGAUGCCCCGAUCAUGGACCAGAAAUUACAAGCCGCUGCCCGAGCACGAGCGGACUUUGAUUCCUCGGCGCCGUCAUCGGCAAAGACGAGCAGAGAAGGUACACCUACGGCCUCGAUGAUCAGGAAGAAAGCUCCCGUCGCCCUUCCCGAAGCUCUGGCCGACAUAUUCCAGUUCGACGUCCCCGAGGAGGUCAUAGCCGAGUACUCGUGCUGGUACCUCCAAAGCGUACUACUGCAGGGCUACAUGUACAUCACGCAACAGCACGUCUGCUUCUACGCCUACCUACAGAAGAAAGGGAAUGUCGUCAAAUCUGGCCAUCUAUCGAAACAAGGGAAACGCAAUCCAAGGUUUCGACGAUACUGGUUCACGUUGAAAGGAGAUGUAUUGAGUUAUUAUGCCAGCGCCGCCGAGCCUUACUUUCCGAGCGGCACGAUCGAUCUACGUUUCGCCAUCAGCGCUGAAGUUGUGCCGGAGAAGGAGACACCACAGCAAGGCAAGGAGAAAGAAAAUGCGCGCUUCGUCAUCACCACCGACGGACGAACAUACUACUUCCGCGCUGACAGCGCUGCCAGCGCAAAGGAAUGGGUGCGGCAGCUGCAGAAAGUCAUCUUCCGGACCCGCAACGAAGGCGACAGCGUCAAGAUCUCGAUCCCGCUGGAGAACAUUGUCGACGUUGAGGCGAAUCCGAUUGUGGAGUCGGCGGAUACGGUCAAGUUGAGGGUCAUUGCUGAUGAUGAUACGUAUGCGAUUGAGGAGUAUUUCUUCACGUUCUUUACUAAUGGGAGGGAUGCGUUGAAUGUGCUAGGUUUGAUGACUGCGGAUAACGAGGCGAAGAAGGCUGCGACCGAGGAGGGCCUGGCAGAAGACGAAGGUAAAAGAUCAAAGGGCAGAAUGUCUUCGACGUUCAAGCGUGAUCAGUCUGAAGAACGCUCACCCCGGAUGUCAACGGGUGCUGCGCUUCCGGUCGCUGAGCCUGUGCGCUCGACGCUUUCGCCUUUAGCUGCUGCGGAUCGUUCGAGUCCUAGGAUCAGCAGCGAUAGAGGGCGGUCGAGUGGUGAGGUGUCAAGAACAAGCUUCGACCGAGGACGUUCGAGCUUUGACAGAAGCAGGCGAAGUCUUAGUAAGACGCGACAGACCAGCUACCAGUGGCGGCGAACGUCGAAGUCGCCUCUUUCGCCUUCAGCGCACGAAUCUUCGGAGUCUUUUGUGACUAGCUCGGAGACUGCGCUGGAUAGUCCAACUGGUGAGGGGCUAGAUCUCAUGUCUGCGAGCCAGGUUCUGGGUGGCGACAGUGUAUUUCGUGGUCCUACAAUGCGGAAGCCGCAGCCCAAGAGGACUGUGUCUGGAUCGACUGUGGGCAGACUACGGCAGGAGUCGAGAGAGCAGAGCCCACUUUCGCCGGCCACAGCGCCCAUACGUGUGCAACCACCGAGCAGAGCGCAGACAGAGCAGUUUCUCACUGCGAGCCCAACAGAAGUGACACAACAACGCGGAGAAUACUUUUCCAAGCAAAAGCCAGACAACACCACAGCACAGUCGUCCACCGUGCAAAUCCCCGUAACCCGCCCCAAACGCGCCCUUGCCACCCCCCUCCAACACGCCUACACCCUCGCCGGCGUCGUCCGCGACCACGGCAAACGCAUGUCCUCCUACCUCAGCAGCAGCCCCAAAGACUACUACAACCGCUUCUCCGGCGCCAUCGCAGGCGGCAAACGGCACUACGCCGACUCCGACGGCCUGGCCCCGGACGACCGUAUCGAUGACAUCGAAGACGACCUCGACACUUCGGAGCACGAACAGCGGUUCCAGCAGCAUUUCGCGCUGCCCGAGACGGAACGUUUGCGUGCGGUGUAUUAUUGCUGGCUGCAUCGCGUGCUUCCGCUGUAUGGGAAGGUGUAUCUCAGCGAUCGGAGGUUCUGCUUUCGGAGUCUGUUGUAUGGGACGCGGACGAAGCUUGUGAUUCCGUUCAGGGAUAUUCAGAAUGUGGGCAAGGAGAAGGGGUUUAGGUGGGGGUAUCCGGGGAUGGUACUGGUGAUUCGCGGGCAUGAGGAGUUGUUCUUUGAUUUCAGCGCGGCGGAGCUGAGGGAUGAUUGUGCUGUCACGGUGCUGAGGGCGCUGGAUGUUACGAAGUCGGCACUGGAGUCUGUUAUGCUGACCGAGGAGGAGCAGGAUGAGGCUGCGGAGGCGGCGAUGGAGAAUGAGCUGUUGCAGGAUGCGAGGAGGGAUAGCUACGAGGAAGAUCAUCGGAAGGCGCUGGAUGCGGUUGGAGGAGGUGGAAUUGGUGAGAUGCCUAUCAUGUUCGACGAUCCCAACGCUUCGGUGCUGGACUUCCGGCCGAAGACUUCUAUGCGGAUCACUUGCCUCACCAUCGGCUCGCGAGGAGAUGUCCAGCCCUACAUUGCCCUUUGCAAGGGUCUCAUCGCUCAAGGCCACCAAGCCAAAAUCGCAACGCAUGCACAGUUUGAGGGGUGGGUGAGGAAGCACGGCGUCGACUUCUCCCCCGUUAACGGUGAUCCUGCCGAACUCAUGCGCAUCUGCGUCGAGCACGGCAUGUUCACCCCAUCCUUCGUCUUCGAAACCAGCACCUACGCUCGCGGUUGGCUUAACGAGCUCCUGCAGACCUCUUGGACGGCGUGCCAAAACACUGACCUCCUGAUCGAAUCGCCCUCCGCAAUGGGCGGCAUCCACAUUGCUGAAGCGCUAGGCGUGCCCUACUUCCGCGCCUUCGGCAUGCCCUGGACCAAGACGCGAGCAUACCCACACGCCUUCGCUGUUCCGACUAGUAAAAUGGGCGGACAGUUCAACUACAUGACCUACGUCAUCUUCGAGAACUUGUUCUGGGGCAUGACAAGCAAACAGAUCAACCGCUGGCGACGCAAGACCCUGAGCCUGCCACCCACGGAUCUGGGCAAGAUGCAGCUCAACAAAGUCCCCUUCCUCUACAACUUCUCUCCAAGCGUCGUCGUUCCCCCACUCGACUUUAGCGACUGGAUCCGCAUCACAGGCUACUGGUGGCUCGACGAAGCCGACAACUGGACUCCAGACAAGGAGCUUGUAGAGUUUCUUGGAAAGGCGAGAUCUGACGGCGCCAAAAUCGUCUACAUCGGCUUCGGCUCCAUCCCCGUCAACGACACCAAGCAACUCACGCAGCAAAUCGUCGAUGCCGUCCUCAAGGCCGACGUCCGAUGUGUCUUCUCGAAAGGCUGGAGCGACCACUUCGACGCCCAACCUUCCUCCGCCUCCACCGCUGCUCCCGCGGCAGCAGCGUUGCCCGACUCGAUCUUCCAAAUCCGCUCCGCCCCGCACGACUGGCUCUUCCGCCAAGUCGACGCAGCCGUCCACCACGGCGGCGCCGGCACCACAGGCGCUUCGCUCCGCGCCGGCUUACCAACCGUUAUCAAACCCUUCUUCGGCGACCAGUUCUUCUUCGCCACCCGCGUCGAAGACCUGGGCGUCGGCGUCAAUUUGAAGAAAAUCACAGCCAAUUCAUUGGGCAAAGCCAUCUGGCGCGUCUGCCACGACGAACGCAUGCGCGGGGCAGCUCGCCACCUGGGUGAGCAGAUACGACGGGAAGACGGGGUGGGAAAUGCGAUUAAAGCCCUCUAUCGCGAUCUCGAGUACGCUCGUACAUUAGUCAAACGGCACGGACGGGCCUUAGAAGGGCAAGAAGGGCAGGAGGGGGAAGAAGAGGAGGAAAGCUGGACUUUUGUGGACGAUGAAGGGGAUGUGGAGGUGAUUCGUGGGACGGGGGAGCUUAAUUCCUACGCUUCUCCGAGCAGGAGCACGAGUCGGCAUACGAGUUUGGGGAGUCUGGUUAUGCGGAAGGGCGUUUAG
Saxophila tyrrhenica is the source of this 4281-nucleotide messenger RNA. RefSeq names its product Sterol 3-beta-glucosyltransferase (gene ATG26). Bases 1 to 4281 code for a protein of 1426 amino acids. Gene Ontology annotation, molecular function: hexosyltransferase activity; UDP-glycosyltransferase activity. Gene Ontology annotation, biological process: carbohydrate metabolic process; sterol metabolic process. The record is from RefSeq and is a predicted model, not a curated record. NCBI's taxonomy places the organism in Eukaryota, Fungi, Ascomycota, Dothideomycetes, Mycosphaerellales, Extremaceae. The transcript has a single exon.